AUGGACUCAGGGGGCGGAGGAGGGGGGUCGCACAAGGCCGCGUCGGGCUCCGCGCCGUCGGCGGCGGCGGCGGCGCCGAACCCCACGGCGAUGCUCUCGGCCCUGAUGGGCAAGCGCGCCAAGCUCCAGGAGGAGGUCCGCUCCAUCGAGCGGCAGGUUUAUGAUAUGGAGACCACCUACCUACAAGAAUCUAAUCAAUUCGGAAGCGUGCUGAAGGGUUUUGAAUCAUUCUUGUCAUCGUCAAAAAACACUGCUAACCUCAAGCGGUCAAGGAAGUUUCAGGUUGAUGAGAGACUAUUCUCUCUGUCAUCGGUUACUUCUCCAGCGGUUGAAGAACAACUGGCUGCGCGAGAUGAGGCAAGAGAAUAUGCAGGUCGUUCAAAGGGCGCAAGCACUCCAGCUAAUGGCCAAGGGAAACCAAAGAAGGGAGGGCGUCCUGGAGGGAGAGACGGCAAGAGAAUACGCCCAUCGAACGAUCCAGACUUGGACGAUGAAGAUGACUACUAA
Triticum turgidum subsp. durum (durum wheat) is the source of this 507-nucleotide messenger RNA. The record is from the annotation of a GenBank genome assembly. Lineage: Eukaryota; Viridiplantae; Streptophyta; Magnoliopsida; Poales; Poaceae.